UUCAUCAACAUUCGUCAAGUAAACAAAUGCCUUCUUACCAAACAAUCCCAGCCAAUCCAAACCAUGUCUAAAAAAGUAUGUGCAUGAUGUAACGCGAUUCUUGAAAUACCAUAACAACGCCCUAUUCAAUCCAGUUGUAUCAUGUCUCUGGCCAUGAUUGUGACCUCGAGGCAUCUAGCCCAACCUCUCUUAAAGAGUUCCUAUAUUCAAGGACUGUUCCGAAGACCGCCUAUUCGCACUCAGUUCGACUUCUCAAAGCGGGGCUCAAACCGACCUCUGCCCAAAACUCGGAAGCAACAGUCUCGUACCACACUAUUUUAUGUCAUGUCCAUGGCAAUUGGCACAGUUGGUCUAUCGUAUGCGGCCGUACCAUUAUAUCGGAUUUUCUGUCAAAGUACGGGCUACGGUGGAACAGUGAAACAAGGUCAUGACGCUGAAAAAGUGGCCGAACUGGAGCCCAAGAAGAAUCGCCUAAUUCGGGUGGAAUUUAAUGCCGAUACAGCCGCUACCAUGCGUUGGAACUUCCGUCCUCAACAAUCCGUGAUCUAUUUAAAUCCCGGAGAGACGGCCUUGGCCUUUUAUACGGCAAAAAAUCCAACCGAUAAGCCGAUUGACGGAAUCAGCACUUACAACGUAGUUCCAUACGAAGCGGGACAAUACUUCAAUAAGAUUCAAUGUUUUUGCUUAGAGGAACAACGGUUAAAUCCGAAUGAAGAGGUGGAUAUGCCCGUGUUCUUCUAUAUCGAUCCAGAUUUUGAUUCCGAUCCGUUCUUGGAGAAUGUCGACUCUAUUGUUCUUUCGUACACGUUCUUCGAGUCGAAACCCGGUAUGAAGUUACCCCUUAAUCCGUACGUCACUAAAUCGUGAGACUAAACUUGAGCAGGAAUCGGUCAGUGAGGCUGAAUAAGUGGGUUUCAUUUCAUUAGAAGACAUUUUUAGUGAUCGGAUGAACAGGACAAUAAGAGCCAUUGGUGGUCAAAUGUUUGUGAAUUCGAUACAAUAAAAAGUCGUUCUUUUCUA
Molecule: messenger RNA, 1020 nt
Organism: Tigriopus californicus
Lineage: Eukaryota; Metazoa; Arthropoda; Copepoda; Harpacticoida; Harpacticidae
Gene: Cox11
Product: cytochrome c oxidase assembly protein COX11, mitochondrial-like
Exons: 1
Coding region: 142-867 (241 amino acids)
Cellular component (GO): mitochondrial inner membrane
Molecular function (GO): copper ion binding
Source: RefSeq, a predicted model, not a curated record